Molecule: messenger RNA, 497 nt
Organism: Drosophila teissieri
Lineage: Eukaryota; Metazoa; Arthropoda; Insecta; Diptera; Drosophilidae
Product: TP53-regulated inhibitor of apoptosis 1
Exons: 3
Coding region: 98-361 (87 amino acids)
Source: RefSeq, a predicted model, not a curated record
UUCAGUAGUACCGUUCCACGUACCUUUGACACAUUUUUCCGGAACUCUUAUAACAGGCUUUAUAAAUUAAAAUCCAAACAUAAUACCUAGUAUACAAAUGAGCAGCGUUGGCGAGGAUUGCAACGAGCUGAAGCAGCAGUACGACGCCUGUUUCAACAGCUGGUUUUCGGAGCGGUUCCUAAAAGGUCAAACGGAUGACUCAGCGUGUGCUCCGAUUUUCCGUAUUUAUCAGGAAUGCGUCAAGCGCGCUAUCAAGGAAAAGAAGAUCGAUUUGCGGGAGAUAGACCCGAUCUUCGAAACUGGUCUUGAAGAGGAUAACGCCAAUAGGUCUGGUGGAAAACAACAGGCUGGCAAGAGCUGACCCCUACUUUGGCUGUUAAUGAAAUCAUUACGGAACAUGGACAACUGAUUUCGUUCUUACCAGAGUGCCUUUAUUAAAAUAAAUUGAAUGUUCUUAAAGAAUUGAAGAUUCAAAUUUCGAUUGCAUGUUAAGUUUC